This is a messenger RNA of Penicillium longicatenatum, 1200 nucleotides long. Its product is annotated as COP9 signalosome complex subunit 6. The transcript has 3 exons. Gene Ontology annotation, cellular component: COP9 signalosome. Gene Ontology annotation, molecular function: protein binding; metallopeptidase activity. The coding region runs from base 1 to 1200 and encodes 399 amino acids. NCBI's taxonomy places the organism in Eukaryota, Fungi, Ascomycota, Eurotiomycetes, Eurotiales, Aspergillaceae. Gene Ontology annotation, biological process: protein deneddylation. The record is from RefSeq and is a predicted model, not a curated record.
AUGGAUACCGGUUCUCUUGUUUCUCAAAGGCUGUCUGACUCGGGUCGUUAUAUUCAGCUCCACCCGCUUGUUCUUCUCACUAUCUCCGACCACCUUACCCGCCAUACCGCACGCCAGCAGCAAGGCCCAGUUCUAGGCGCUCUCCUAGGCCAACAAAAUGGACAAGAGAUCACAUUAGAGCAUGCUUUCGAAUGCUAUACCACAACGGGACCUGAUGGCGAGAUCCUACUUCCUGAUGUAUGGUUUGAGCAACGACUGCAGCAAUUCAAGGACGUGCACAAGGAUCCACCACUUGAACUAGUAGGAUGGUGGUCCACCGCUCCAACGACUGGUCCCGAUGCUUCACACUUGCCUCUCCACCGCCAACUCCUACAGAAGUACAACGAAUCCGCCGUCUUCCUAGCUUUCCACCCCUCACAACUCCAAGCAUCCGAAGCACACAACUCGAAACUCCCAUUGACUAUCUACGAAAGUGUUUUAGAGAAUGAUUUCAAUGAUGCUUCUAAGGACAUGGAGAUCGACGGCCAGGAAGCGGGUAGCUUGCGGUUCCGCGAACUACGAUAUUCCGUUGAGACCGGCGAAGCUGAGAUGAUUGGUGUCAAUACCAUUGUCCAGAGCUCUGGUACAGCAGCAGCAGCAGAGAUCGAUUCCGCGGCGGCAGCAAACGACACCAAAUCGCAAUCUACAGUACCAAGUACAGAAAAGGGCAAGAAGGAAGAACAAGUCGCAACUAAGCUAACUCAGGAAGAGGAAGAAAUGAUCGCAAACCUCAACACCCGCCUCAAUGCGGUCCGCAUCCUAGAAUCCCGAAUAGCCCUUAUAAAAUCCUAUGUCUCCAGCAUUUCCCCAGACUCAGAUUCCACAGACUCUCCCUCAACAACAUGGUCUCACCCAAUCCUUCGGGACGUCAACUCCCUCAUCUCGCAUCUUGAUAUCAUCAACCCAUCUGACCAAAGCACCUUCGCCCAAGACGUGGUCUCCCAGCAUAACGACGUCCUCCUUGCUUCCCUAUUCGGAAAAGUAGGUGAGACCGUCCAGUCCAUGCGUGAACUCGGCCGGAAAUCCGCCAUUGUUCAACUAGGACGGCAGACGAAUUCUGGGCGGAAGGGUGCUAAUCCUAUGGCGGCGCGCUUUGAAGAGGAGCUUUUUGCUGGGAAGUUCAAUCCCGAAGGUGAUAUGGCUGGAUAUUAUCCUCGAUAG